AGAGAGGGAAAGGGGGAUGAGCUUCUUGGCGGGGCGAUUGGCGAGCAAGGAGGGCUCCUUCUUCCUUCAGGAGUCCAAGCACGCUGCGGCUCGUCUCGCUCAGAGACUUCCCUCUCCUCCUUCUCCGUCGUCCUCCCCACCAGCUUCCUCCUCGUCGGCGGCCGCCGACGUCCUCCCUGAGGUCCUUCGCCACUCCCUCCCGUUGAAGACCGAUCGGCCGUCCUCGCUGUCCACACUCUCUGCCUACUCCAAAUGGUCGCUCCCCAAUUCAUCGGAUCCUUCUUCUCGCCGUUCCCUGGACGCAGUGAACCCACUUCGUGCUUUCGUCUCCUUGCCGCCGGUUACUUUUGGCCCGAGAAGGUGGAGCUUGCCCAAUUCUGAUCAGUCAAUUCCAGCCUCAACAGCGAACGAAUUAAGGCGUGACAAGGCCACAAAUAGUGAUGCUAAGAAAUUGAGGGCCAUGGCUGAGGGAAUUUCACAAAUUGGAAAAGCUUUUGUUGUUGCUACAAUGAUUGUUUUUGGGGCUGCAACUAUCACAUUUGCUUUUGCUGCCUCACAGUUAGACUUGCAAUCUAACGAGGACAUUAAGGUGAAAGGAAAAAGUCUCCUUCAGCCAAAGUUUGAAGGUGUUAAAGCAUGCUUUACUCCACUUAGGACAUGGGUUGAGAGCAUCUCGAAGCAUGAUACUUUUGAUGGGCCGCAUGGUGCUAAUGAGAAGCCUCUCAUUAGGGAGCUUUCAAAAGAUAUGGUCGGAGAGUUCCAGAGUGAGGAGCAUCAAUAUGAUCCAUAUAAGUUUAGGAAAUACGCCUAGAGCAUAUGUUAUGAUCUGUAUAAGUCUAGUGAAUAAGCCUAGAGCAUAAUAUGUACAGAGAAACUUUUUUCGUCCCGAUUUACACAUGCAAAGUGAAUUAUAAUUGAAAAGAAAGCAUAAGGAUGUAAGAAGCUGUCUGCGGCCAUCCCUUCACAUUAACAUUGCUGUAGUAAUAAAGCUCUUGAAAAACAUGGUUAUUGAUUAA
Messenger RNA from Nymphaea colorata (pocket water lily), 1016 nucleotides. RefSeq lists its product as uncharacterized. Bases 17 to 811 code for a protein of 264 amino acids. The transcript is spliced from 5 exons. The record is from RefSeq and is a predicted model, not a curated record. NCBI's taxonomy places the organism in Eukaryota, Viridiplantae, Streptophyta, Magnoliopsida, Nymphaeales, Nymphaeaceae.